This is a messenger RNA of Onychostoma macrolepis, 3260 nucleotides long. RefSeq names its product MAP7 domain-containing protein 1-like. The record is from RefSeq and is a predicted model, not a curated record. NCBI's taxonomy places the organism in Eukaryota, Metazoa, Chordata, Actinopteri, Cypriniformes, Cyprinidae. Gene Ontology annotation, cellular component: microtubule cytoskeleton. Gene Ontology annotation, biological process: microtubule cytoskeleton organization. Bases 351 to 2714 code for a protein of 787 amino acids. The transcript is spliced from 20 exons.
UUUGUUUUCAGUGUCCCCCAUCCAGGUGAAUGGUACGCUCCAGUGGAUAGGCAGAGAGCGUCCCGCAUCUAGCCGCUGUAUUCAGCAAGCGGCUGCUGUGCGGUGGGCAGGGCCCCGGACCUGGGCCCCCCUCUUUCUCUAUCUUUAGUUUUCACAGCUGAGAUCACACAUUUCAGUGGGAAUAGCGAAUUUAAUCAAUCAUCGAUCGUAUUACUCUUUUAAUUGAGCUCAACUGUUUGUUAUUGACCAGAUUUAAAGGGCCACUGCAUUCGGGUGUGUUCAUAUCUGGGAGUUCCUCUAUUUUUACGCGUCUCUUUUGGACCCUGUAAUGGAAUGACUGACUGCAAACCAUGAACAAAAUGGAGAACAAGGCUCUAGAGAGCAGCUUUGAAGAAAAACUUACGCUGUCAGACAAAGUUCUCACAUCUCCUCCAGGGACGAGCGGCACACUUCAGAAAGAGACUGAGUUGGACAGUGAGAUCCUGAAAGCUGACGACACAACGGUCACAGACUCCUCCUUCAUAACAGACCCUCCCUCAAAAACAGAACCAAUCAAAUCGAGACCCAGCACACCUGGAUCCAGCCCCAACCCGCCGACAAAAAAAGAUGGGGUGAGUUCAGAGCAACGGCAGAAACAAGCCAAGAAGCGGCGAGAGGAACGGGCCAAAUAUUUGGAACAGCGAACCCAGGAGCAAGCGGCCAAGAAAGCUCAGUGGUUGGAGAAGGAGGAGAAGGCACGGCGUUUGCGCGAGAGCCAGUUGGAGGAGCGCAGAAGGAAGUUAGAGGAACAGCGACUGAAGGCGGAGAAACGAAGAGCUCUACUGGAGGAAAAACAGAGACAGAAACUAGAGAAGAACAAGGAGAGGUAUGAAUCUGCCAUAAAGAGGUCAACCAAAAAAACGUGGGCUGAGAUCCGUCAGCAGAGGUGGUCAUGGGCUGGCGGCUUGAACCAGACCUCCCGCAGAGAGAGCAGAUGCUCGGCCUCCACGGUCAACCUGCCGCGGCAGACGGAGCCUGUGAUUAACAACAGGCUGUCCAAGUCCUCGGCCACGCUCUGGAACUCGCCCUGCAGAACCCGCAGCUUGCGUCUGAGCCCGUGGGAGAGCCGCAUCGUAGAGAGGUUGAUGACACCCACCCUUUCCUUUCUGGCUCGCAGCCGGAGCGUCGCCACCCUCCAGAACAGCAGCGACCCCCAUCAGUGUUCCCGCUCUGCGUCUGUAUCUCCUCUGACGCCCUGCUCCCAUCAUCAUCCUCACCAGCACAGCGCUGAACGCUGGAGGGUCUCGGCCAGCACACCAGACAUCACUCAACGCCAGCAGAGACGCAACUCUACACCAUUUGAGAAGAAGAAGAAAGAAAAGAAAGACAAGGAACGAGAGAACGAAAAGGAGAAGAGCGCUUUGUCUAAAGGAAAAGUGGAGAAGAAAAGACAGUCCCAAUCUAUAACCAGAACGAAAACAGAAGCCAGCCCAAAUAUCAGAGCUAAAAACAGAGCUUCAUCACCUGCGACGCCCAGGAGUCGCCCCCUCUCCCCCAAUCCAGUCGUGUCCCCCAAACCACCCUCAUCUGCAGGCCGGGCUCCUCCUGGCACCAAGACCCGGCCUAAACGGGCUCAGACUCCCGCCCGCGUGCAGGCCCCCGCCGUUGCUGCUGUCGCCAUGGAAACCAAGGAGCCUGACCCUCCCAAGGACACAAAGACUGCUCCCAGUGUUCCUGACAUCACCAUCUCGUCUGCUCCGGCCACGCCCCUCACUCCCUCUGCACCAAUCACAUUAGCUCCUCAGACACCAGAGGCGGCCAACGCGGCAGCCACACCUUCCCAGUCGCUCUCUCCUGAGCCCGGCCCUCCGAUCGCCAAGCCCACGGCUGGGACCAAUGAUCCCGAGGAGGCGGCCCGUGUGCUGGCGGAGAAGAGACGUCAGGCCCGUGAGCAGAGAGAGAGGGAGGAGCAGGAGAGACGAGAACAGGAGCAGAAGAGCAGAGCACUGCGUGAGGAGCACGCCAGACGUGAAGAGGAGGAGAGGAGGCGCAGGGAGGAGGAGGCGCGCUUCAUGGCAGAGCAGCAGCGUCUGCAGGAGGAGAAGGAGGCGCAGGAGAGAGCACGAGCCGAGCAGGAGGAAAACCUGCGUCUGCAGAGACAGCGAGAGGAGGCCGAAACCAAAGCCCGAGAGGAAGCAGAGAGACAGAGGAUAGAGAGAGAGAAACACUUCCAGAAGGAGGAACAGGAGCGUCUGGAGAGAAAGAAGCGUCUGGAAGAAAUCAUGAAAAGGACUCGUAAGAGUGAUGCAGGGGGACAGAAAGACGUUAAGGCUCCAGCUCAAGUGAACGGCAGAGUCUCUGACAGUGUAAUCCAGAAAAAUCCAUCAGAAACGCUGCAUAGUGGUGCGACAAAUUUUAACCAAUCACAAGGAGACAUGAAAAUGAGCUCUGUGUCCUGGGACGCGGCACCCCUCGUUAACGGCAUUCAGCCCACUAAGCAUCAGAAUGGACUGUCCUCCAAUGGAGAGGCAGCAGACUUUGAGGAGAUCAUCAAGCUGUCCAAUCACAGUGGCAGUGGAAACGGUGGGCAGGGUCAACCUGCUGACCCAAUCAUGGCCUUUGAGGGAGGGGAACCGUUCAUGAUGAAGGCGGGGCCUAUGAAACCUCAACAUGUGGCAGUUGAUCCAACCCAAUCUGACUUUCUUCAACUGAACCUAAAAAAUGAGGUCCUGUGAGAGAGCAGAGCCUUCUGUAAGAGAAGAGAAGCCUUACGCUACCACUGCUUCCACCCUGACGUGUGCCAAACCGACAAACAGACUGCUUUAACUUUAGACACAGCAAGACAGAAACUGCCGAUUUCUGUGGAAGCACUUUGAGGAAGCAAAAGAAGUGGAGGAGAACCUUAAAAAGACAUUUAUAUACAUAUAAGACGUUUGCAAAAAGUCCCUGUCUAUUUCACUGUGUGUCAUGGUGCAAAAUUGUUGAAUUUCUUUAAAAAGCCACCUGCCAAUUAUGUGGUGCACCUUAAAAGAGUCACUAUAUGAUGAAUUUUAGAAAAAUACAACUUGGAAAUACACAAUGUUUGGCUAUCAUUAUGAUAUUAAUUAUUAUUGUUAUUGUUGUUGUUAUGAUGUAUUGUUACUGUUCUUUUAAGUAGAAAAACGUGUGUCUUGAAUUAUUGCGUUAUUUAACGUGUGGAGCAUCAGAAGGGCGAUAUUCUGUAUGUUAAUGUAUAUUUGCCUGAUUAUGACAGACCUGUGGAAUAAAUCUUUAUGAAAGGG